Arachis stenosperma is the source of this 3051-nucleotide messenger RNA. Its product is annotated as vacuolar-sorting protein BRO1. Gene Ontology annotation, cellular component: endosome. The coding region runs from base 118 to 2721 and encodes 867 amino acids. The transcript has 8 exons. Gene Ontology annotation, biological process: protein transport to vacuole involved in ubiquitin-dependent protein catabolic process via the multivesicular body sorting pathway. The record is from RefSeq and is a predicted model, not a curated record. Lineage: Eukaryota; Viridiplantae; Streptophyta; Magnoliopsida; Fabales; Fabaceae. Gene Ontology annotation, molecular function: protein binding.
CUGAGCUCAUAACUUAACAACUAAGGACAGCAGAGAUUUAACGAAACGGUAGAGAGAGAGAAACAUCUACUCCACCCAAAUCCCAAACCCAAACCCGUCGCAUUUCUCUCUUUCCCGAUGGCCGCGACGCCGUCGUCCUCCGCCGCGGGAGCCACCAACAUCAUGCUCGCAAUUUUCGAGAAGAAGACUAAUUCCGUCGACCUGUACCGCCCUCUACGCAACUACAUCGCAUUCAACUACUCCGAGCGUGAGGCCCAGAACCUCGAAGACGAUCUCCAAACCCUAAAGCAGCAACGCGCUGACAUCGAGCGCCACACCGAUCCCUCCCUCCCUUCCCGCCGCGACCUCCUCCAGUCCUACUUCAGAGCCCUCUGCCUCGUUGAGACCCGAUUCCCAAUCUCCCCCGACCCGGCGCACGUCAACGCCCUCACCUUCGUCUGGUUCGACGCCUUCAAGCCCAAGCAGAAGUCUUCCCAGCAGAACAUCCAUCUCGAGAAGGCCUCCGUACUCUUCAAUUUGGGAGCCGUGUACAGCCAAAUUGGGCUUUCGUAUGAUCGCAACACCGUGGACGGCCGCCGCCAGGCCUCGCAUGCAUUUAUCGCAGCCGCGGGGGCGUUUGCUUAUUUGAGGGAUAAUGCGUCCAUGAAAGCCUCCAUUGGAGGAUCCGCCACCGUGGACAUCUCGGGAGAGUGCGCUGGGAUGCUUGAGAAGCUGAUGCUAGCUCAGGCUCAAGAGUGCGUCUUUGAGAACAGUAUCGCCAAAGGAAGCACACCAGGUGUUUGUUCCAAGAUCUCUAGGCAGGUUGGGCUGUAUUAUGAGGAAGCUUUAGCUGCAUUGAAUGUUGCACCUUUAAACACACAUUUUGAUAAAUCGUGGAUAGCGCAUGUCCAGCUGAAAUCGGCUUUGUUCUAUGCUGAAGCUUGCUUUAGGUAUGGAUUGGAGCUACAUGAAAAAGAAGAAAUAGCAGAGGAGAUUGCGCGACUCAGGAGUGCCAUUAACGUGCUAACUGAGGCGAAGAAAAAUUCAAAGGGUGCUGCAGCACAGAUUCUCGAUGCAAUUGGCAAAUUAGAGGCCAAUAUUAAUCGAAACCUGGAAAGGGCUGUCAAGGAGAACGACAGGGUUUACCUCAUGAGAGUUCCUUCUCCCAGUUCCCUAUCACCUCUUGCAGCAUUUUCUAUGGUGAAGCCAAUGGCAAUGAGUGAGGUGCUGGAUGCAAGCAAAGAGAAGAUGUUUGCUAGCCUUGUACCUGACAGCAGUACAAAGGCCCUCUCCAGGUAUACUGAAAUGGUAGAUGACAUUAUAAGAAUGCAGGCUGAGAAGCUACAGCAAGCUAGUGAGCUAACACGAGUUAGGCUCAAGGAAAUGGAACUUCCGGAUUCUAUUCUUGCUUUGGAAGGAAAUUUUACUCUUCCAACAAGUCUCAAAGAAGAUGUGGAGGCUGUGCAGAUCAGUGGGGGACCUGCUGGCUUGGAAGCAGAGUUGCAGCAACUGAGGGACCUAAGGAGGGUGAAUCAAGAAUUAUUGGUCCAGACUGAGGAGCUGUUGCAAAAGGAAGCAAGAGAAGAUUCUCAAUUUAGAAGCCAGUUUGGGACAAAAUGGACUAGACCUCAAUCAAGCACUUUGACAAAGAACUUGCAGGAUAGGCUGAACAGGUUUGCAGGUAACUUGAAGCAAGCUGCUGAAAGUGAUGGUCGAAUUGAGCGUUCGGUUAGAGAAAAUUCGGCAUUCAUGUCAAUCCUUGAUGCCCGCCCGAUUGAAUCCGCACUUCCAACCUUGGCAAGGCCGAUUAUGUCUUUAGAUCAAAAUGAAGAUGCUAUUGUGGGAUCUCUCAAGCAGAGCCUGAGGCAACUAGAAACUCUUGGAGCCCAAAGGGCUGGUCUUGAAGACAUGCUUAAAGAGAUGAAAAGAAAGGAUGAUAUAUUACCAAAGUUGAUGACAUCCACUGGCUCUCAUGAGGAUCUCUUUAAGAAGGAAAUAGCAAAAUAUGACCAUAUUUGUGAAGAAAUAGCUCAAAAUAUUGAGGCACAGGAGCAACUGUUGAUGCAGAUCCAGGCUCAGAAUGAUGAAUUCUCGGCUCUCUUCAAUCUUGAAGACUACAAAGCUUCACGUGAAAAAUGCUACAAGCAGAUUGAAGCUGCCAUAGCCAAGUUUCGAGAGAUAAAAGACAACAUUAAUGAAGGGUUAAAAUUCUAUGUUACUCUGCAGGAUGCGAUCACAAAUGUAAAGCAGCAGAGCAAUGACUUCGUAAUGACAAGGAACAUCCAGUGCAGAGAAAUGAUUGAAGAUGUUCAAAGACAAGUGGCUGGUCUGAGUUUCCAAGAUAAAAGCUCAGGUGCUUUUAGUAGUAGCUACCCACCAGUUGGAAGCCAAAACCAAAGACCCAGUACACAACAAACAGAUCCUCGUCCCCAAACACCUUAUUAUCAACCACCUGAGCAGCCUCCGGUUUCUUCCUACGGACAUCCCCCUCCCUCAUAUGGUUCAGCAGCGCAUCAGCCUCCGCCUCCAUACCACAUUCCACCAACAUCUGCCGCUCCAUACCAACCCCAUCAGGUUCAUCAGCAGGCACCAGCAGAGUAUGGCCAACCUGCAUAUCCUGGAUGGCGUGGUCCGUACUAUAAUGCGCCAGCUCAGCAACCUGGUUCUGUUCCCAGGCCUCCAUAUACCGUUCCAUCUCCAUACCCUCCACCUCAUCAAGGUGGAUACUAUAAGCAGCAAUAGUGUUAAUCCAACCGUCUUCUAUAAUAAGAGAGAUUAUUCUUUCCGUCAGCUAUCUCCUCAACAAAUCGGAUUUAGAUAUACCUGUUAUCUUAAAGCUUUAGACCAGCGUGGAGCAUCGGUGUGUAUUUUUUGGGUCGUUUCUGGAUUUGGAUUUUGUUAGUUUGCAUUGUCAUUGGUUUGUGAAUAGUUUAUACAAAAAAUGUUGUAAGUACAGUUGGUUUAUUUCCAAUUUUCUACUUUAUGCAGUGGGGUUCCCCCAUCUAUACAUGCCAACUCGUCAGAAAACAUAUACUUGUAUCACUACAUAUUCAAAGAUUUCUUACCCUCUUU